Rubroshorea leprosula is the source of this 3660-nucleotide messenger RNA. Lineage: Eukaryota; Viridiplantae; Streptophyta; Magnoliopsida; Malvales; Dipterocarpaceae. The record is from the annotation of a GenBank genome assembly.
UAAUAAUUAAAUACCAGAAGAGUUACAUUUGAUCAAUUUAGUGUAUCAAAAAAGUGUUUAAUAAAGCGAGGAAGCAAGAUGGAGAGAACGAGGUUUAGAGCGAGAGGAGCAGCGAGAAGGGAAGCUAGCGGCACCAGACAACGGCAAGGGCACAGGCGUUGGAUUCCAAGAUUGGAUCACAAGAUUUUGGGGCAAGCUACGACUUUCUUCAUUUAUAAUUUCCCAAAAAACUUGGAGGUGAAAGAAUUAUGGUACAGGUUUCAGAUGUAUGGAAAAGUGAUAGAUGUUUUUGUGCCAAAGAAGCGCGACAAGUGGGGAAAGAGGUUUGGCUUUCUGCAUCUACUAGGAGUACAUAAUGAAAGUCAAAUGGUUAGGAGGCUGAAUGAAAUCUGGAUAGACUCAUACAAGUUGAGAGUAAAGACAGCAGAGGAUAGAAGUAAAGAGAGAGUAAAAGGCACAGUUACAAGGGGUAAAACACAGCACAUAGUUGAUAGAUUGGUAAAACCAGGACAGUCAUACACUCAGGUGACGAGGCAACAGAACGAGAAGGAGGAAGUGGCAUCCUAUCAAAUACUAAAGGCCAAAAGAAGUAUAGAGAAGGAUAGGGACGCUGAGUCUCAAGAGGAAAGUAUGGAAUUCACACCAACACAGGAUGAGCUAAAGUGGCUUGAAGGGGGCAGAAGAAGAGUGUUGCUAACGGAAAAAGAACCAGGGUAUUUGAUUGAGUUUAUGAAUCUCAACAAAGAGUUGUUUGAUUUGUGGUUUGUAGACAUUAAACCAUGGGACAAGGAAGUUCAGGAACGAAGCAGAUUAGUAUGGCUUCGUAUAUCUGGGAUUCCAUUGAAGGCAUGGAUUGACAGAUGCUUUAAAAUGAUCGGAGAAUCAAUGGGCGAGGUCAUGAUGAUUCAUGGUGACACAAAGACGAAGUCAAUCUUGUGUGAGGGGAGAAUAUUAGUUAUAUGUUCUGCAGAGCAUAAGAUCGUUAAACAAGUCUCACUGAAGGUGGAAGAACAGAUGUAUGAAACACAGGUGAUUGAGGAAGAAUGGCGCUCCGACCCAGACUGGUGGCUCUCAAAUGAUGACCAGCAAAAAGAUGACGUGAGCAUGGAUGAGGAGCAUUCAAUGCAUGACAAUCUUCUGAAUUCAAAUUUUAAAAGUUCAGAGGAAGGAAAGGCGAGUUGGCAUGCAGAAGAAGGGGAUGCGGACAUAGAAGACGGUGCUAGUGGGCCGUCCAAGACAAAUGGGCCGCUGGAGGGAGGAAGUGCAGUCCCGAUUGCUGGAAUUGGAGAUGAGGGAGGCUGCAGGGGAGUGAUAGAGGAAGUGGGAACGAUGUGGAAUUCAAAUGAGAUUGACUGGGUGAUGAAGGAAUCGAUAGGAGCUUCGGGUGGCUUGUUAUGUAUCUGGAAUAAGAAGAAUUUUGCUAAGACAAAAGAUUUUACGGGUGAUGGUUAUUUGAGAAUAACAGGGGAGUGGGGACUAGAUAAGGUAGAGCAAAUUGAUAUGAAGAAUGAAGAGAUUGAUCUGGACGAAUUCAAGAUUAUUCAAAGACAGGAAGGUUUUCAGAAAAUGUGGGAUAUCAUGAGGAGGAGAGAAGUGAUAUGGAAACAGAAAUCAAGAAGCAACUGGGUGCAUGUGGGAGAUGCAAACAUGCGAUUCUUUCAUAGAGUAGCAAAUGGUAGAAAGGCCCAAAAUCAUAUCACAGGCUUAUUGCGUGAUGGUUGUUGGGUGGAAGAACUAGAACAGGUUAAGAAGGAGGUGUAUAAUUAUUUUAGCAAGUUAUUUCAAGGAGACACAUGGAAUAGACCAAAGCCUUGUGGGGUUAGCUUCAAACAGAUUUCUGCAGAGGAAAAACAAUGGCUUGAACGACCAUUCUCCAUUGAAGAAAUUGAGGAAGGGUUACGAAGCUAUGAAGGAUCUAAAGCUCCGGGACCGGACGAGUACAAUUUUAAUUUUCUUAAAUUUGCUUGGGAUAGUUUAAAGGAAGAUUUUAUGAGUUUCUUUGCAGAGUUUCACAAGAAUGGUAGAUUAGUUAGUGGGCUGAAUUCAUCUUUCUUAACUCUAAUUCCUAAGAAGUUUAAUUCUAUGGAAUUAAAGGAUUAUAGACCUAUUAGCUUGAUCGGGUGUGUUUAUAAACUGUUAACAAAAGUGUUGGCCAGUAGAAUUAAGGCCGUGAUGCCGAGGAUUAUCAGUGAAACUCAAUCUGCUUUCUUGAGAGGACGUCAAUUAGUUGAUGGAGUAUUAGUGUUGAAUGAGGUUGUGGAGGAAGUUAAGAGAAGGAAGCAGUUGGCUUUUGUUUUCAAGGCUAAUUUCGCGAAGGCAUAUGAUUGUGUGGAUUGGUCAUUUUUGGAAUGGAUGAUGGAUCGCUUGGGUUUUGGAAUCAAAUGGAGAGGUUGGAUUAUGGAAUGCUUGUCGACUUCUAAGAUUUCAGUUUUAGUUAAUGGAAGCCCGACGGAGGAGUUCAAGGUUGGAAAGGGAUUACGACAAGGGGAUCCUUUAUCCCCAUUCUUAUUCUUGAUGAUUGGAGAGGGAUUAAAUGGAUUGGUUCAGAAAGUAGUGUUGGAGGCCAUUAUGGGAAAGGCUGACAUAGAGAAUAUAAUCAUGGUUAAAACAAUUCAGCAAUGGUUUGAACUGAUGUCUGGUCUACAAAUUAAUUUCAGCAAGAGCAACAUUUAUGGAUAUAAUGUUCCAACGAGAUGGGUUGAAGGAUCAGCAAGUAUGUUGCGGUGUGGAGUCGGAAAAUCAUCUUUUAUUUAUCUGGGAAUGCCUGUUGAUGGAAAUCCAAGGAAUAAGAAACUAUGGGAACUGGUGAUAAAAAAAUUUCGUGCUAAACUUGCUGUCUGGAAAGCUACUUUGCUGUCCUUCGGUGGCCGCCUCACUCUGCUUAACUCGGGGAUAAAUGGAGUUGGAAACUGGAAUGGAGGAGGGGGAGAAUAGGAUGAGAGAAGGAUGAGGAGGAGGUGUUGUGGGAGAAGUUGGGUACUUUGCAAUUAAAGAAGGGUGUUGAAGAUUGUUGGAGGUGGCUACAUGAUUCAGAUGGUAGUUAUAUGGUGAAGAAGGCUUAUGAAUUUUUGACCCCUUCAGAGGGUAUCUUAGAGGAACAGUUGUGUAAGGUUAUUUGGUGCAAAUUAGUACCAUCCAAAGUGUCUUUCUUUGGAUUGCUUUUAUGUCUUGAUAGGCUACCAACUAAGUGGAACAUUAGAAAGCGAGGGGUGCAUUUACAGGAAGAGGAAUUAAUGUGUGUUUUGUCCCAUAACAUGAUUGAGGAGGCUAACCAUUUAUUUAGUAUGUGUAAGGAAGCAUGGAUUUUGUGGACAGAGGUGUUGCAGUGGUGGAACAUGAAGACGGUAAUGCCAAAUAUCAUACGAGGAGUGGCAGACAUCUUUGUAUACGAUUUGGGUAGGGUAGUAGGGAAGGAGAUGGGUGCUUGUAUCUUUCUUGUUGUAUCAUGGUAUUUAUGGUAUUGGAGAAAUGGUAAGGUAUUUGUUAAUGAAGCUAUCAUCAAGGGAAGAUUACUAGAUAUGAUUCAAGCCAUAUCAUUUUUAUGGAUCAAGAAUAAGGUAAAUGGUUGUGCCUUUUCAUUUAAUGAGUGGAAGGUUAACCCUGUAACGUGUGCUCUGUCAAUGAGAAGCCACAAACAAGCAAUGAAAUUGUUUCAUAAAC